AUGGAUGGGUCCACGGAGGCCGGCCCAUCGCGCUCUGACGCAAAAUCUGAUUCUCCACCGGUUGAUGUGUCUCCAGAAACAGUAAGAUUUCUCUUUGGUCCUUAUGUUUAGAGAUCCAUCGAUAUGUGGUGUUGUGUGAGACAUCCUAGCGGACGUUAUGAAGAAGAAAUCUGGAAAUUUGACAAUAGCAAAAGGGCACUUGUCAAUAGAUUAUUGCAUCAUUUUGCAGGAACUGAUGGAGAAACGCGAAGAGAAGGCGUGAGCAAAGCUGGAUCAGAGGAAGCAGACGACGUUCAGAACAUUUCAAGGUAAGUUUGUGACGUUGUCUUUUUGAUUUUUCGGUUUUUCUAGGCCGUUGAGCUAAUAAUUUUCUCUGGUUAUACCUAAAAUAAUAUAAUUGAUAUUUCAGCCGGUCCAUGUUGAAGUAG
Molecule: messenger RNA, 428 nt
Organism: Bursaphelenchus xylophilus (pine wood nematode)
Lineage: Eukaryota; Metazoa; Nematoda; Chromadorea; Rhabditida; Aphelenchoididae
Source: the annotation of a GenBank genome assembly